AAAAAUAAAAAGACUCGGUUUACGUUCACUUUUUGCUGGGUGGAGGGAUUACUAUAUAUAUAUGUAACACAAUAUGCGACUACUAAAACCAUCUAAAACAUCAUUUUAGGGAUUCAUUGAACCAAGAGGAUGGAAUAUGCAAAUUUUUUUAAACAAGGUCGGAAGGCGCCCGGUGCAACAUCUAGAGAAGCAAAAACCUUAAUUCUCUUUGGGAGAGUUGGGAAUGGAAAAAGUGCUGUUGGUAAUAGCAUCACUGGAAAAAAGAAGUUCUUAUCUAGGAUCAAUGCUUCUUGUGUCACAACUGAAUGCCAAAUGGAGACAACUAUGCUGGAUGAUGGUCAAGUUGUUAAUGUCAUUGACACACCAGGGCUAUUUGAUUCGUCAAAAGGAUCUGAUUAUUACAUAGAAGAGAUGGACAAAAGCAUCACUCUUGCAAAGGAUGGGAUCCAUGGAUUCCUUUUGGUUUGUUCUAUUCGAACUCGGUUUUCGACAGAGGAAGAAAGUGUUCUUCGAAGUUUAGGGGAGUUUUUCGGCAAGGAGAUCAUUAAUUACAUGAUUAUUAUUUUUACUGGUGGUGAUGAUCUAGACACGACCUUCUAUGAGUACUUAUCUAAGUCUCCUCCUUCCUUGCAGAAAGUUCUCCAGCUCUGCAAAAACAGAAGUGUUCUUUUUGAUAAUAAGACUAGAGAUGAAAGCCAGCGUAAAAAGCAGGUUCAACAACUGAUGUCACUUGUCAACAAGAUCAAAUCUGAAAACGGACAACCAUACAAAGUUAAUGAAGGUGAAAUGAGGAAGAAGGAGGAACAUAUCCUAUAUGAGGCUCAGCAGAGACAAAAUGAAUAUUUGAAACAGCUUGAGGCUCAACAGAAACAACUUGAAGCCCAAAUUGCAUUGAUAAACGGGGCCCAAUCAAAACAAUCUGAGAUUGCUGAGACGGUCCAGCAGGAGUUGAAAGCAAAGAUUGAGCAACUUGAAACGGAUAAAAAUUCGUACCAGCAGGAAAUAGUUAGAUAUGAAAUACUGACGGAUGGAAUUAAAUCGUUAGAAAGUGAACCGGUUGAAGAAUACCAUAGCCGGAAGCGGGAUAAACUGUUUAUGGCUGCUAGUGUGGCCCUUAAUGUACUUCCAUUUGCCGCAGCAUGUACUAUAAUGUGAAGUUGGUUAUAUCCGGUGGUAGUUUAAUUUUAGAUGUUAUUGGGUACGGGUGAGCAUUAAUAAUAGAACAUCCCGUUUUUGUUUAUUCCAUGUGCCUUUUAUAUAGAAUACUAACUGUGAUGCUAGUGCUUUGCAUGGGCCCAGAUAAUUAUAUAAAAUAUGUAUUUUAUUCGUUUCAAAGAAGAUAUGUCGUUGUCAAAAUGUUAA
Molecule: messenger RNA, 1362 nt
Organism: Papaver somniferum (opium poppy)
Lineage: Eukaryota; Viridiplantae; Streptophyta; Magnoliopsida; Ranunculales; Papaveraceae
Product: immune-associated nucleotide-binding protein 1-like
Exons: 6
Coding region: 130-1155 (341 amino acids)
Molecular function (GO): GTP binding
Source: RefSeq, a predicted model, not a curated record